Lates calcarifer (barramundi perch) is the source of this 1164-nucleotide messenger RNA. RefSeq lists its product as uncharacterized. The transcript is spliced from 5 exons. Bases 176 to 883 code for a protein of 235 amino acids. The record is from RefSeq and is a predicted model, not a curated record. NCBI's taxonomy places the organism in Eukaryota, Metazoa, Chordata, Actinopteri, Centropomidae.
CUUGGUUUUACUAUCCACAGACUUUUUCCUCACGGAGGCAGCAGAGCUUUACAAAGACUCUUUAAAAGGUCACAAGCAGCUGCAAAGCAGCAGCAGCAGCACUCAGACAGAGACAGUUUGGAUAGAAGCCAUUAAAUAUCCAAAGCAGACUAAAAAAAACCUGUGGGCAACAACAAUGAAGAUGGCUAACCUUUGCUGGGUGGUUGUGACGCUGACAUUGUUCCUGGCGGGUGAAAACAGUGUUGCUGCCACAGACAAAGAGCAGCUCGCAGAUAUAGUAAAAUUUAUCAUGAAUAGGUUUAAUAUAAAAACCCAGGUCAGUGUGGCUGUAAACAUCCCAAUGAAAACAACCCAGAACUACCUGCAAGAGGUCUUUAAGAAGGCCACUACUGCUGCAGUAAAGAGGAAGCUUAACCAGGCCUCAGUGUACCCAGGUGACUCCAGUGACAACACGGUGGUUGUUGCAAAACCUGACUUUCAAGAGCGAUACACUGAUCACGCAGAGGCACGUGUUCUGGAAAACAUACAACCCUUAGCUGACAGCAGUAAUGCUACUUUUCUAGUCUUCUACUCUUUCUAUUCCCCAUGUGGUUCAAAAUGUACAAACAUGAAAAACAAGAACAAUAUCAUAUCCAAGAUUGAUGAACUCAUCACCAAAUGGAAACAACAUGCCUUUGUGUUUUCCAGAGUGUUUGACAAGACCGGUACAGGUAUAACCAUUGACAAGGCUGAGUCAGUUGAGGCCCUCAAACAGUUGGGGAACUCUAGAAUUGGUCACGAAAACAUAUUCCGUUGUUACAAACCAAAGAAUAAAGAUUUCCAAUGCAUCAGCUGCUUCAUGGACAAGAACGUUGUGAAAGAAUGUGUUGUUAAUGAUGACUGAAGACUGAUAAUAUCUGAGAAAGGGAUGUCAGCAGAGAGACUAACUUGUUUUAAGAGGGAAAAGGUUAUUCAAAUAUUACCUAUCAUAAGAAAUUAUGUAUGCUUUUGUUUCAUGCCACUAGCCUAUUUCUAAAACUUCACUUGAUGCUGUGUUAGAUAACUGGCCGUAUUUCAAUCAAUAAACAUGUAUUUACUUUACCUCACGGUUCUCUGUACCUCCGUAAACAUUACCAAAUCCUUUGACAUUCUGCUCUGUCUAAUUAAAGCUUGACUUAGCAUCUA